AUGACGCCGCCGCCAGAAUUCUCACAACCCCCGAACAAGAACCUCAACAUCGCGGUGGUCGGCGGCGGCAUCGCCGGCCUGACGCUGACGUUGCAGCUCCUGCUCCAUCGGAUACCGACAACACUAUACGAACAGGCUCCCAAGUUCGGAGAGAUCGGGGCCGGCGUAUCCUUCGGCCCCAACGCCCUGCGUGCCAUGUCCCUUAUCUCGCCGCACGUCCGCCAAGCGUUCGAAAACCAGGCGACGUACAACCAGUCGGAGGACCACAAGGGUGUGUGGUUCGCGUUCAGGUUCGGCGAGUCGUGCGACGGCAAGCACAAGGAGGGCGACCUCAUCUACCGGUUGAAGUGCGACGGCGGACAGACCAGCAUCCACCGGGCUCACUUCCUCGACGAACUGGUCAAGUUGCUGCCCGACGGCGUGGCCAAGUUCGGCAAGCGGGCUGUGGACUAUGAGGACGACGGAAAGGGCGUGCUGCUCAAGUUCCAGGACGGCACGACUGCGAGACACGACGCGGUGAUUGCUUGUGAUGGAAUCAAGUCCAAGCUGCGGGGUGUGCUGCUGGGCGAGGAUAACCCGGCAGCCAAGCCUGUGUUCUCUGGAAAGUAUGCCUACCGAGGUCUCGUUCCGAUUGAACGGGCGGAGGAGUUACUUGGCGAGGAGCUGGCGAGGAAUAGUCAGAUGUACUUUGGAAGACACGGGCACAUUUUGACCUUUUCCGUGGCGAAGGGCAAAAUGAUGAAUGUGGUUGCAUUCCGUAGUAGAGACGACUGGGACUCAGAAGACUGGGUAGUACCAGUAAAGAAGGAGGAUAUGCUCGCGGACUUCGAGGGAUGGAGCGAACAAGCGCGCAAGAUCAUCCAGAUGAUGCAGAAGCCGGAUGUAUGGGCCCUCUUCGACCACCCGCCCAGCCACACAUACUACGAAGGACGUGUGUGUCUGCUGGGCGAUGCCGCUCACGCCUCAACGCCGCACAAAGGCUCGGGUGCCGGCAUGGCCAUCGAAGAUGCCUACGUCAUGGGCAACCUGCUGGGACUGAUCUCCGGACCAGAAGAGAUUGAGAGUGUGUUUUCUGUGUACAACAAGAUGAGGAAGGAGAGGUCGCAGAGGUUGGUUGCGGAUAGUCGCGAGCAAGGGCAGUUAUACGAGUUGGAGUUGGAUGAGGAUCCGGAGUGGAUCGCCAACAGCUUGUCAACUCGGAUGGAUUGGGUGUGGAAGUACGACCUGACUCAAGAGCUUGAAAAGGGGCGACGGUUGCUGGAGACCAAGGCGCAACUCUGA
Messenger RNA from Colletotrichum karsti, 1281 nucleotides. RefSeq names its product mannitol 1-phosphate dehydrogenase. Bases 1 to 1281 code for a protein of 426 amino acids. The transcript has 2 exons. The record is from RefSeq and is a predicted model, not a curated record. Gene Ontology annotation, biological process: secondary metabolite biosynthetic process. NCBI's taxonomy places the organism in Eukaryota, Fungi, Ascomycota, Sordariomycetes, Glomerellales, Glomerellaceae. Gene Ontology annotation, molecular function: FAD binding.